Molecule: messenger RNA, 279 nt
Organism: Halteromyces radiatus
Lineage: Eukaryota; Fungi; Mucoromycota; Mucoromycetes; Mucorales; Cunninghamellaceae
Product: ribosome maturation protein
Exons: 3
Coding region: 1-279 (92 amino acids)
Source: RefSeq, a predicted model, not a curated record
AUGCGUGAAGGUACUUGUAAGCUCAAUUACAAAGAUAAAAAUGGUGAAGAAUUCUAUGUAGUGGCGAUUCCAGAUAUGGUUGCCAAGUGGAAAUCAGACAAAUCCAUACCACUUGUUGAUGUCGUGCAAUCAUUUGAUGUUUUUACCAGUCCAGCUGGUGGUAAUAUUCUUCCAGCAGAUCGUCCUUCGAAAGGUCAAUUAGAAACUGUUUUUAAUACGUCCAAUCCUGAUGAUGUAGUAAGAAUAAUCGCUGAAAAGGGAACUGUCAAAAACUUUUAG